Fusarium oxysporum Fo47 is the source of this 1863-nucleotide messenger RNA. RefSeq names its product L-arabinitol 4-dehydrogenase. NCBI's taxonomy places the organism in Eukaryota, Fungi, Ascomycota, Sordariomycetes, Hypocreales, Nectriaceae. Gene Ontology annotation, biological process: D-sorbitol catabolic process; proton motive force-driven ATP synthesis. The record is from RefSeq and is a predicted model, not a curated record. Gene Ontology annotation, molecular function: L-iditol 2-dehydrogenase (NAD+) activity; proton transmembrane transporter activity. The coding region runs from base 1 to 1863 and encodes 620 amino acids. The transcript has 5 exons.
AUGAGCCCUUCAGCAGUCGAAGGAAAUGGGGUCGCAGAUGUCAAGACGACUCUCAAGCCCAACAUUGGCGUUUACACCAACCCCAACCAUGAUCUCUGGGUAACGGCUGCUGAACCCUCUGCUGAGGCCGUCAAGUCCGGCUCCGACUUGAAGCAUGGCGAGGUCAGUGUUGCUAUCCGCAGCACUGGUAUCUGCGGCUCCGAUGUUCACUUCUGGCAUGCUGGUUGCAUCGGUCCUAUGAUCGUCGAGGGCGACCACAUCCUAGGCCAUGAGUCGGCCGGCGAGGUUAUCGCCGUGCACCCUUCUGUCAGCCAUCUCAAGGUUGGCGACAGGGUCGCUGUCGAGCCAAAUAUCCCCUGCGGUACCUGCGAGCCCUGCCUUACUGGCCGAUACAAUGGUUGUGAGAGCGUCCUGUUCCUGUCAACACCACCUGUUCCUGGCAUGUUGCGCCGAUAUAUCAACCACCCGGCUGUCUGGUGUCACAAGAUUGGAAAUAUGUCAUUUGAGAACGGCGCUCUCCUCGAGCCUCUCAGUGUUGCCCUUGCUGGCAUGCAGAGGGCUCAGGUCGCCCUGGGAGACCCCGUCCUGAUUUGCGGUGCUGGACCUAUCGGGCUGAUCACCCUUCAGUGCUGUGCCGCCGCAGGUGCUUCUCCCAUCGUCAUCACGGAUAUUUCAGAGAGCCGGUUGGCAUUUGCUAAGGAGCUCUGCCCUCGCGUGAUUACACACAAGGUCGAGCGACUGUCAGCUGAGGACUCCGCCAAAGCAAUUGUUAAGAGCUUUGGAGGCAUCGAGCCCAGUGUUGCUCUGGAGUGUACCGGCGUCGAAAGUAGUAUUGCCUCUGCCGUCUGGUCAGUAAAGUUUGGCGGCAAGGUCUUUAUCAUUGGCGUCGGAAAGAACGAGAUUAACAUCCCCUUCAUGCGCGCAAGUGUACGAGAAGUCGACAUUCAGCUACAGUAUCGUUAUUGCAACACCUGGCCUAGAGCUAUCCGCUUGGUUGAGAACAACGUAGUUGACCUCUCAAAGCUCGUCACUCACAAGUUCAAGCUUGAGGAUGCCAUCAAGGCGUUUGAGACGUCAGCAGAUCCCAAGAGCGGGGCCAUCAAGCGAGUUCUUCCGAGCUUUUUUUCUCCCUCAGACGACCUCACUCAAGAUCCAGACCCAGCUUCGACUCCAUCAAUUGACCACCCGCCGCCGGUCUCUUUACCCCACGGAGCUCCGAUAUCGAAUCUACGAGGCAUCUCGCACUCUUUUACUGCCUUAGCCGUCACCAUGUCUUCUCUCGCUCGUCCCAUGCUCCGUUCGCCCGCUCUCCGCGUCGCCGCCCGACGCUUCGAGAGCACCGCCACCCAGAAGGCCACCGAGAACGCAAAGCAGGCUGCCUCCAAAGCCACCGAGAAUGCUAAGCUGGCUGCCUCAAGGGCCCAGGAAGGUCUGUCGCGUGUCACAACCGCUGCUGGCCCUGCUAUUGCUGGUUACGCCAAGGGCGUUGCCAACACUCUGGGCAAGGUUGGCGGACGAACGGGCAAGGUCAUCGGCUUCGUUGAACGACAAGUCCCCUUCGUCGUUUACUACUCCAAGGUCGCCCUCGAGCUGGGCAAGUUCGUCUUCCAUAACCAGAAGAUGAGCCCUCCCAACCUGGCCACCUUCCAAAACACAUACCAGAGCAUUAUCAAGUCCAUCCAGAACCGUACCAUCAUCCAGUCUACUCAGAACGCCAUCCAGCAGGUACGGAAUAUCGGCCCUGCUCAGCUCGCCGCUGGCGGUGUUGUCGCAGCUGAGGUCCUCGGCUUUUUCACCGUUGGUGAGAUUAUUGGGCGAUUCAAGCUUGUUGGCUACCGUGGUGAGGCCUCUUCCCACCACUAA